This is a messenger RNA of Phragmites australis (common reed), 3455 nucleotides long. Its product is annotated as structural maintenance of chromosomes protein 6A-like. Bases 92 to 3211 code for a protein of 1039 amino acids. NCBI's taxonomy places the organism in Eukaryota, Viridiplantae, Streptophyta, Magnoliopsida, Poales, Poaceae. The transcript is spliced from 28 exons. The record is from RefSeq and is a predicted model, not a curated record. Gene Ontology annotation, molecular function: protein binding; ATP binding; damaged DNA binding. Gene Ontology annotation, cellular component: nucleus; site of double-strand break; chromosome. Gene Ontology annotation, biological process: double-strand break repair via homologous recombination; chromosome organization.
CUCCCGCCGCCGCCGCCCGAAAACACCCCCCCCCCGCAACCCCCGGAAAAUCUUUAGCUGCGAGGAGAGGGAGUGGAGAAGCUCGGUGGCGAUGGCGGGGACGAUCUCUCGCGUCCGCCUCGAGAAUUUCAUGUGCCACUCCAGCCUCCACAUCGAGCUCGGCGACCACGUCAACUUCAUCACCGGCCAGAACGGCAGCGGGAAGAGCGCGAUCCUCACGGCGCUAUGCGUUGCCUUCGGCUGCCGCGCCAAGAACACCCAACGCGCCGCAUCGCUCAAGGACUUCAUCAAGACCGGCUGCAGCUAUGCAGCAAUUGUUGUUGAUAUCAACAACCAUGGGGAAGAUGCGUUCAAGCCUGAAGUAUAUGGGAACUUAAUUAUAUUGGAACGCAGGAUUAGUGAGUCAAGUAGUUCUACAGUUUUAAAGGAUCAACAUGGGAGGAAGGUGGCGCAUCGCAAAGAUGAUCUCAAUGAAAUAAUUGAACAUUUUAAUAUUGAUGUUGAAAAUCCUUGUGUAAUUAUGAGUCAAGACAAAAGCAGAGAAUUCCUACAUUCAGGAAAUGACAGGGACAAGUUCAAGUUCUUUUUCAAGGCUACUCUUCUUCAACAAGUAAAUGACUUGCUUGUUACAAUAAAAGAACACCUGAACAAUGCAGACUCUAUUGUUGAAGAUCUGGAAAAGUCAAUUAGGCCAGUGCUGAGAGAACUUGAUGAACUCCGAGAGAAGAUAAAGAAUAUGGAACAUAUAGAAGAGAUAGCGCACGAGAUUGAGAAUUUGAAGAAAAAGUUGGCCUGGUCAUGGGUUUAUGAUGUUGACAAACAAAUUGAGGAACAAGCAGUGAAGCUUCAGAAACUCAAAGAGCGUAUCCCUGCAUGCCAAGAACGUAUUGAUCGAAAUGCAGCCAUAAUGGUGGAACUGAGGAAAGAAUUUAUUGAGAAGAAGGAAAAUGUCAGAUCUUUUGUGGAGAAGACACAAGAAGUAAGGAGGAUGAAGGAAAAACUGGAACAUGACAUUGGUGAGGCUGUGAAACUGAAGAUGGAACUAGAGAAAGAGCAUGCACGUGGUACACAAGUGUUAAACAAAAUGAACAACCGUGUGAAACAACUUCAGGCGCAAGUUCAUGAUUUUAAGCUGCAGCGUAUGCAAGAAACUCAGGAUGAAGCAUCUCAAAUUGAGCAAGACAUGCAGGAAUUACAACAGGAAAUUAACUCUGCUCAUUUAAAUGUUACAAGGUUAAAAGAGGAAGAAAAUAAAUUGUCCGAAGAAUUACGGGGCAUUAUUAAAGCCAUCGGUGACGUCGAAAAAGAGGUAGAUGAAGGUGCAACAAGGAUUCGUUACCUGAAAUCUCAAAUGCGAGAUCUUCAACAACGGCAAGGCAAUAAGGUAACAGCAUUCGGAGGAGAUAGAGUACUGCAGCUCAUGAGAUCAAUAGAGAGAAACUGCAGUAGAUUUAAAAUCCCACCUAUUGGUCCAAUAGGAGCUCAUCUGCAACUUGCUAGCGACUCCUGGUCUGUUGCAGUUGAUUGCGCAUUGGGGAGGCUACUAGAUGCUUUUAUUGUCUCAUGUCAUAAAGAUUCACUCAUUUUACGAGAUUGUGGGAAAGAAGCAAACUAUCGAAAUGUUCAAAUUAUUAUAUAUGACUUUGCUGAACCACUAUUGGACAUUCCAGCUCAUUCUCUUCCAUCAACAACACACCCAACGAUACUUUCAGUUCUUCAUUCAGAGAAUCCUACUGUACUAAAUGUCUUGGUGGAUCUGGGUCAUGUUGAAAGACAAGUCCUAGUUAAAGAUUAUGAAGUUGGCAAGUCUGUUGCAUUUGAUCAUAGGAUACAAAAUCUGAAGGAUGUAUAUACUUCUGAUGGGUACAAAAUGUUUUCUAGAGGUUCUGUUCAGACCAUUCUUCCUCCAAACAGAAAGGGUAGAGCUGGUCGUUUGUGCACUUCGUUGGGAGAAAGGAUAGCAGAAAUGGAGAAGGAAGCUACUGGAAUUGACCAAAUAAUCAAAGAAAGGGUGGGCUGGGGAAAGGAGUUAGGUAGUGAACGAAAAGACCUCGAAGAUAAAGUAAAAACUUUGAAGAGAAAAAGAGAAGAUGAGGAGUGGCGUCUGGAGCAUAAAAAAGUGCAGCUGGAUGACACCAAGAGGAUUUCUGCUAACAAUAGUCAUGAGACUGUUGUGGAUACCACUGAACUAGAGGCUGAAAUGAUGCAAUUGCAGGAAGACAUUAUGAACAGAAAAUUAGUUCUGCAAAAAAUUGAUGUGAAAUUAACAGGAGCUUUGCAAGACGAGAAUAAUCGGAGGGCUUCUUACAAGGACUUUAUUGAUUCUGCAAAUGUUGAGAUGGGGUCUAUUAACGAAGUAGAGCAUGAAUUACAGAUUGUUGAAGAGAAAUUACAUGCAGCACAGCAGGAAAAGGCUCACUACGAGGAUGUCAUGGAAAAGAAAGUUUUAGCAGUUAUUAAAAAUGCUGAAUCAGAGUACACAGAUCUUCAGCAGCUUCGUCAGGAGAACUACAAGAAGGCUUCAAUUAUAUGUUCUGAGAAUGAAGUGGAAGCUCUGGGGGGUGUUGCCGGAUCCACCCCAGAACAACUAAGUGCUCAUAUUAAUAAAUUGAAACAGAGAUUCCAGCAAGAAAGCAGAAGAUAUACCGAGUCCAUUGAUGAUUUGAGAGCAUUGCAUAACAAAAAGGAGCGUAAAAUCCUAAGAAAACAACAAAUGUAUGCAGGUUUUAGGGAUAAAUUAAAUGCAUGUCAAAAGGCAUUGGACUUGCGAUGGAAGAAGUUCCAGAGAAAUGCUGGUCUUUUGAAGCGGCAGCUGACGUGGUUGUUCAAUGAACACCUGGGAAAGAAAGGUAUCAGUGGGCACAUCAACAUAGAUUACAAGAAUAAAGUUCUGUCAGUUGAGAUCACAAUGCCUCAAGAUGCAUCUCGCGAUACUGUUAGAGACACUAGAGGACUUUCAGGUGGAGAACGAUCUUUCUCAACUCUUUGCUUCACCUUAGCUCUUCACGGAAUGACAGAAGCACCAUUUAGGGCCAUGGAUGAGUUCGAUGUAUUCAUGGAUGCGGUGAGCCGCAAAAUAAGCUUAGACACCCUUGUAGAUUUUGCUGCUGCACAAGGGUCACAGUGGAUAUUUAUAACCCCUCAUGAUAUCAGCAUGGUUAAGCCUGGAGAUAGGAUCAAGAAGCAGCAAAUGGCCGCCCCUCGCGGUUGACUAUCACUGUGUUGAGUACCUUGUAUAUCAUAGCCUUAGGGACCAUCUUCGACUUGGAGUGCAUCUGCUUGGAACUGCUACUUUGAUAUUCCGAUUGUACAUAGAGUAUUUUGGAGCGCAAAACUUGGUCAAGGAAGUGUCUACAUUGCUAUUUAACGUGAUCCCAUAUGUAAGACAAUGCUAACGAGUGACAGAUGUCUGUCUGAAGAUACUUGAUCGUGGUCGCAGGUCUUUCAACAGUCCA